Brachypodium distachyon (stiff brome) is the source of this 652-nucleotide messenger RNA. RefSeq lists its product as uncharacterized. The record is from RefSeq and is a predicted model, not a curated record. Lineage: Eukaryota; Viridiplantae; Streptophyta; Magnoliopsida; Poales; Poaceae. Bases 110 to 352 code for a protein of 80 amino acids. The transcript is spliced from 2 exons.
CGCAGCUGGCACAAGCAAGAAAGCCCUCCGGAGCAGACAACGGCGGAAAGAAGGGGAACGAACGAGCAGAAGCGAGGAAGGGAAAGAGGCGGCGGAGAGGAGGAGGAGGAUGGGGUUCAUGCUGCGGGUGAGGCUGGCGUCCUUCUUCGCGGGCGCGGCCGCGGCGGCGGCCGGCGGCGGCUACUUCCUCUACAAGGACUACAAGCUCGCCCACGACUCCACGGCCCUACAGGUGAAAGGUCUCCAUGACCAUGUGGACGCCCGCUACAAGGCCUUCGACAAGCGACUCAUGGCUUUGGAAGGCCAGAAGAGCACCGAGUCUUCUCAGGAUAUCGGCGCACCAUCUGAUUGAUUUAUCUGUUUCAUUACGAGACUCGAGCUUGGACUGUUUACGUUUAUUUUGCUUUAACCAGCGCUGUCUUAUAUCCUUGGGAAGCAAUGGAGCUGUGAGUCUGACUGACAACAAACAAAAUAAUGUAGUGAAACAGUUUUGGUUGCACAUUAAAAAGAAGCUCCUUCUGUAGUAGUUCUGUGUCGCAUGUCUUGGCAAACCGCCUGGCGUUUCCUGUGUUACUGAACCUGAACCUGGAUGGAUUGGGCUUAAAAUUCAAAUCUCUUGUUUGCCAGCAAUGUAGAUGCUUAAAUUUGAUUC